This is a messenger RNA of Malassezia restricta, 1848 nucleotides long. Its product is annotated as tRNA (guanine26-N2/guanine27-N2)-dimethyltransferase. NCBI's taxonomy places the organism in Eukaryota, Fungi, Basidiomycota, Malasseziomycetes, Malasseziales, Malasseziaceae. Gene Ontology annotation, biological process: tRNA N2-guanine methylation. Gene Ontology annotation, cellular component: nucleus. Gene Ontology annotation, molecular function: RNA binding. The coding region runs from base 1 to 1848 and encodes 615 amino acids. The record is from RefSeq and is a predicted model, not a curated record. The transcript has a single exon.
AUGGCUCCACAGCCUAUCUUGUUGAGCGCGAGAACCGUGGCCAAAUAUGGCAUUCAUAUUCGCGCAAAUGAGGCUGCAUUUCGCGAGAAUAGUGCUACUAUUGUAAUGCCAUCGAAGGAGGCGGCUUUUUUGAACCCCGUGCAGGAAUUUAAUCGUGAUCUCAGCACCAUCGCCAUCAUUACAUGGAGUCAAAUGCUAGAUGGUGAAAAGCGCCAAAGAUUCGAGGCGCGAAACAGGGCUCGAUCAAAGCGUGCCAAGGCAGUUUCGGGUGAGCCAGACGCCAAGCGUAUCAAAACCGAUGAAGAGCCACACGAGCAUACAUACCAGUCGUACAAAUUCAAGGCACUUGAGGCACUGAGUGCCACAGGCUUGCGAAGUAUUCGAUACGCGAAAGAAAUCCCGCUGCUGGGUUUUGUGCAAGCGAACGACCUCUCAGCCACUGCUGUCCAGGCGCUAAGACGUAAUUUGGCUCUCAACUUUCCUCCAGACCGCCCGGUGAACGAAUGGAUAAAAAUGGACGUUGAGCAAGCAGAUGAAGAAGAACAUGAAGUGGAAGCAGAGGCCGAUCCGACUCCGUCAGGCAUACAUCCCGACUGCAAAGUGCAUGUGAAUCAAGGCGAUGCUAUAUCACUCAUGUAUGAGCACCGCGACUUGCCCAAACGGUAUGACCUCAUUGACUUGGAUCCCUACGGUACAGCUUCGCCGUUUCUCGAUGCGGCCGUGCAGUCUGUUACCGAUGGUGGUCUGCUGUGUGUGACCUGCACAGAUCUCGCCGUGCUGGCAGGCCACAAUUACCCGGAAAAAUGCUUCUCACUGUAUGGCGGUGUCAGCAUAAAAGCCGAGUACAGUCACGAAGCUGCGCUACGUUUAGUCUUGCAUUCAAUUUCCAUGGCCGCCGGCCGCUACGGACGCUACGUGCAGCCAAUGUUAUCACUUUCGAUCGACUUUUACUUGCGUGUUUUUGUACGCGUAUGGUCCCGACCUGAGACUGUGAAGCAAAAUGCAUCCAAGACGGGUCUGGUAUAUACGUGCUCGAAGUGCAGCAACUUUCAUAUCCAGCCGAUGGGUCGCUGUACGGAAUCUCAGAGCUCCAAAACGGGGCAUUCGACGCUGAAGUUUGGCUCCGCAUCAGGUCCACCCACAGAUACCCACUGUGCCGAGUGCGGCGGUACAUUUCAUGUAGGAGGCCCGAUGUGGUUUGGCCCCCUACACAACCGAGCCUUCUGUGAUGAGUUGCUCGCGACACUCGAUUCCAACAAGCAUCCUGUUCACACCGAAGCACGAAUUCGGGGCAUGGUUUCGACCGCACGCGACGAGCUGCCAGAUGCCCCGUUCUACUUCCACCCGGCCAAAAUCGCUGGCCUAUUUCACUGUGCGAGCCCUGCUAUGGCACCGAUGGUGCAUGCGCUGCUGCAUGCCGGCUACCGAGUCUCGCGCUCGCACUGUAUACCAGGUUCUAUCAAGACGAAUGCGACGCGUGGUGAGAUCUACGAUCUGUAUCGCACGUGGAUUCGGACAAACCCAGUGAACCCAGAACGAUUAAAGGAAGGCUCACCAGCCAAGGGUCUGCUUUCGCAUGUGCGUGAGGAUGGCACGCCAGCCGUACAGCACCGCGAGUUCGAAUGGGACGUCGAGCAUCCUGAUACGCACAGCGUGAUUCAUGGUUCACCUACCGACAACAAGGCGGUUCGCUACCAAAUGAAUCCCCAGGCCAACUGGGGACCGGGUACUGCAGCCAAAGGUCAUCGAAAACGCGUGCAUCGCAGCCUCGCCCCCGAAGAACUAGACCGCCGAACUGAUGCGUGGCGCAAGGACCGCACGCAAGAGGUAGGGGAGGACACAUCAUAA